UAGGAAGCGAGCCGAGCCGCCUGUGAUGAAAUUGAUUGACGGGUGAUCAUGUGACCACGCGUUCGCGGAGCUUUGAUUGAAUGCCCUGUUACCUCAGGCCAGUGACUCACGCCCCAUUCGUGAGCAGAGUCAUAGGGCUGAGUCCGCAGAUUUAAGGCCGUCGCUGCCCGGGAGGGAUUGCAGCCUUAGGUUGUCCUGCCAUCUCUUUCCUUGGCCAUCUCCCUCGUCUGGACCGUAUUCGUUCAUUCGAGCUCUGUCUUCGGCGCGGCACACGGCCGAGAGGGUUAGAUUGCAACGACUGCUGCUUGCUGCUGGAAGCCGUCGCGACCCGGUUUAUAUCAAGAUCCUUCUGCCAGAGUCUGACGGUGCCCAUUGAGGUUCAGCACAGAACUAGAUCACUCUCGGACCUCGAAUUCCCAAUCAUCCUUCUCUGCUCGCUCUUCGCCCAGGGCGCAGCACAUGCCACAAACCUUUCAUUGAGCAGGGGUCAAACUCGGAGAUACAGAAAGCAGAAGCCAUGGAAGCCAGCUGCCAGUGCGGAGCCGUGAGCUUCAAGACUCCCCUCCCCAAGCCACUGGCUCUGUACAUUUGCCACUGCCACGACUGUCAGCGGCAGUCGAGCUCGGCCUUUGGGACGUCGGCCAUCUUCCCCCGGUUCCCGCUGCCGGAUGCCGAACUGCUGGGCUGUUACAAGCGGCCAACUACCCUCGGAGAGACAAUGUACUGCUACUUCUGCACGCGAUGCGGGACGCGGCUGAUUCACACAAUUCCUGGUAAGAACGUCGUCUCGGUCAAGGGAGGAUGUAUCGAAGGACUGGAUUGGAAGUCGGCCAUUCAUAUCUGGACCAAGUCGGCCAUGGUCCCGAUCCCGGAGGGAUCAGAGACAUACCCGGAUGGCGGGCCAACUGAGCAGCUCAGCGACGGUCAAGAUUCGCUCGACCCCCCGAUUGAGUUGGCCGGUUAAGCAGACGAGUUACUAAAGAGCAGGCACCCGCGCUGUAGGGUGGGAAGUGAUGUCUACUAGUCUACUACUGCGCGACUCGGGGCGCUGCAGCAUCGGUUGAAGGAAGUCAAGGCACAUAAAAAAAGCAAGGACGUGGUGAGUACAGAGUAAUAGAGGCGCAAAACGGGGGUGUGGGCGAUUUCCAAGGGCAAAAACGUGGAUAUCUGAAACUUGUUAGUCGAAACCUAUGUUGGGAAUGUCGAGACUCUCUGUAACUGUAAUUGACGUGUUGUUUAACUUAUCGCUUGACGGCUUCUGUCCCUAACGUGCUUUUGUACGGAUAAUAUUAAAGAUGUGUCGAG
Messenger RNA from Thermothelomyces thermophilus ATCC 42464, 1305 nucleotides. RefSeq lists its product as uncharacterized. Gene Ontology annotation, molecular function: carbon-sulfur lyase activity. Lineage: Eukaryota; Fungi; Ascomycota; Sordariomycetes; Sordariales; Chaetomiaceae. Bases 518 to 964 code for a protein of 148 amino acids. The record is from RefSeq and is a predicted model, not a curated record. The transcript has 5 exons.